AUUAGCUAUAGAGCUGUCUAGUGUCUGCUUGCGAAGUUGCAAUUGCUAUUUAGUAUUUCCUAAUUGCAACCACCCAGCAACGCAAGUACAAAUUCAGGUGACUGCCAUCGGAACUGCAUUUUUUAACUAGAGCAAUAAUUGCAAUAUAAAUAAAGUUGCUUCUUAAUUAUCCUAGCUUAUCUCCAAUUCCUUAAGGACAUGCAGAUUACACUAUUAAUUUGUUUAUUGAAACGAAAACAUUGACCUCUCCAAGUUGUGAUGGAAUCUUAUUACAAUAAAUCAAUCUUACAGAAAAAGUGGACCGUUGAAGGUUACAAAUGAUUUGAUAAUCUGUUUUGAGUACCGUUAAGAAAUAAGUUGAUCGAGAUUAGAGCGAUCGACGUAUUCUCUGAUGCGCGUGUCGGUGACAUGAGCACAAACAACAAGAGACGCGGAGCCAACAGUUCCAGUUGUGCUGUUCCCGUGGCCGCGCUCGUCAGCGUCCCAACCGCGAUGUCUGCGGACCUUGCCUCGCUGUUCGAGUGUCCAGUGUGCUUCGACUACGUGCUGCCACCGAUCCUGCAAUGCCAGAGUGGACACCUCGUCUGCUCGAGCUGCCGCCCCAAGCUAUCAUGUUGUCCGACAUGCCGCGGUCCGCUCGGCAACAUACGCAAUCUAGCCAUGGAAAAAGUCGCCAGCAAUGUAAUGUUUCCCUGCAAACAUUCUGGCACAGGAUGUACUGUAACACUGGUUCAUACGGAGAAGGCUGAACAUGAAGAAGCCUGUGAAUUUAGACCUUACUCAUGCCCUUGCCCGGGAGCAUCGUGCAAGUGGCAAGGUGGACUGGACCAAGUUAUGCCUCACCUGAUGAUGUCUCACAAAAGUAUAACAACACUGCAAGGUGAAGAUAUUGUGUUCUUAGCUACAGACAUCAACCUGCCUGGGGCUGUGGACUGGGUAAUGAUGCAGUCCUGUUUUAAUCACCAUUUUAUGUUAGUACUUGAAAAGCAAGAAAAAUUUGAUGGACACCAGCAGUUUUUUGCCAUUGUUCAGCUCAUAGGAUCUCGUAAGGAAGCAGAGAACUUUGCAUAUAGACUUGAGCUGAAUGGUCACAGGAGGCGUUUGACUUGGGAAGCCAUGCCUCGCUCUAUUCACGAAGGAGUGUCAUCAGCCAUCAUGAACUCUGACUGCCUAGUUUUUGACACAUCUCUCGCCCAGCUAUUUGCUGAUAAUGGAAACCUCGGAAUCAAUGUAACUAUAUCAAUUGCCUAAUCCACAUUCCAAUGUCGGCAUCAGUGUUGCAGAGACUAUGCUAGCAGUGGCCAUUAAUGACCCUGAUGUGAUCACUUCUAAUAUUGUAUCGGAUUUGGACAUUCACUGUUAACUAUUAUGACUUUUGUGAUAGAUAUGAAUAAGUAAGUCAAUAUAAUUUGAAUCAAAAUAAUCUAAUUUUAAAGCCAAAAAUAUUAUUUUUCUCAAUUUGUAAAUGUGUUCAAUUUAGUGCUAAGUAGAAUGAAAUAUAUAUGUCCCAUAGUGUGGUGGUAGCAGUACUAAUAUCACAUAGGAUUUGUUCAAAUCCAAGUCACGAACAAAUAUUGUAGUGUUUGAACAAAUCAACUGAAAACUAAUCUGUGUUUGUUGCAUAAUCCUACACCUUCAAUGUAAGUGAAAAAAAUUGUGAAGUUGAUUUUAUGAAACAUAAUUUAAGUUAGCAACACCAAAACUCAUAAAUAAAGCUACAAGAAUUGUAGAAUUGCAAACAGAAACUCAGUGCUGGCCCACUGAGGACUGAACUAGAUACUGGAUUUAUAAAUGGAACCGCAAGUCCAGCAACAUUAGGUAUAAGUUGGAUAAGAUAUGUAAUAUCCUCUAUCUUUAAUAUGACAUAAAAAAAUCAAUUGGUAAUUAUUGGCUGUAACAGAGGUUGAAAUUACUUGUCUGUCCCAAUCUGUACAUUGUAAUUUUGAUGACAUUUUUACCAUUAAAUAAUUUUGAUAAUUUAA
Leptidea sinapis is the source of this 1982-nucleotide messenger RNA. Its product is annotated as E3 ubiquitin-protein ligase SIAH1A-like. Gene Ontology annotation, biological process: proteasome-mediated ubiquitin-dependent protein catabolic process; multicellular organism development. The record is from RefSeq and is a predicted model, not a curated record. Gene Ontology annotation, molecular function: zinc ion binding; ubiquitin conjugating enzyme binding; ubiquitin protein ligase activity. Gene Ontology annotation, cellular component: cytoplasm. Bases 409 to 1251 code for a protein of 280 amino acids. Lineage: Eukaryota; Metazoa; Arthropoda; Insecta; Lepidoptera; Pieridae. The transcript has a single exon.